Molecule: messenger RNA, 960 nt
Organism: Naegleria gruberi
Lineage: Eukaryota; Heterolobosea; Eutetramitea; Acrasida; Naegleriidae
Exons: 1
Coding region: 1-960 (319 amino acids)
Source: RefSeq, a predicted model, not a curated record
AUGACACAACACCAAACCAAAGGACUUUUUCGAGUUCAUCAUCAUUCAAAUGUCAUUUCUGUCUUGACACAAGUAUUGUUACAUUUAGAUCCAAUCAUGAAUAGAUACAAUAAUUAUAACAUUAAUUCACAUUCGUCUAAAAUAGAAAGUGAAAUGUUGCAAGCUUUUGAUUCAAUUGGAAGAAAAGUGUGGAAUAAUCAAGAAUUGGAAAUUGAUAUUUCGGAAUUUUAUUCUUUUUUCUCAUUGGAAACUUGGGACAAAUUUAUUGAUCUUGAAGAAAUGUUUCAAUUUACAAUAACAAAUUGUAAACUAUUGAAUCAAUACUUUAAUACAACUGAGAAACGAACAACCACUUUUGAAAUUUGUCCUACCUGCCAAAUAGAUUAUGGAAAGAAGGAGAAUAUUUCAAAUUAUUGUACAUUUAUCUAUUCGAAAGAUAAAUGGAAACAAUUUAGAGAAACUAAUGAGAUUUAUCAAGAUCCAAUUCCAUUCAUAAAGGGAUACCACUGUACAAGUUGUUAUUCAUUCCUUGAGAUUAUGCUGAAAUCGACUAUAAUUGAAGCUCCUGAAAUAUUGCUCUUGAAAUUACACUCUUCAAUUGAGAAUAACUAUUUUUUAUACGAAUUUAAUGUCCAUGAACAUGUUAAAUUAUUAGUAGACGAAUCGAUUGACAAUUCACAUCAUCAGGAAUAUGAGCUAGUUGCCGUAGUUGACUAUUAUAGAGAAAGAGGAAUUUAUGGAGGAUUUUUCAAAAAUCCAAUGAAUAGAAGGUGGUAUCAAAUGAAUGCUCAUUCCAUUGAUGACUUCCCCAAACUGGUUGAAGAUUUGAGUUGUAUCAAUUCAACCUCAAAUUUUAUUCUAUUCUUCCAGAAAACAGUGGAAAGGAAACCAAUUUAUUGGAAAUCUGUGUUAUCCAAUCGAUUUGUAUACUGGGACGUUUCAUUUAGCUUCACUGAAUAG